GGUUGUUGAAUAAGGUUUCACAACAGUGGUAGAGAUAGUUCGAACUUGCAAUAGCUCUGUGUCAGAUGAAAAACAACAACACAAGAAGCGAGCAUGUCAAUCAUGGGUAUUGUUAUUGUUCAACUUUUCCAAUAGUGUUGCAGAAAACAUGGUUGUUGCCGAUUGAACGGAUGUUAUGUUUUCAAAGAGAAUUCAAGUUUGUCUUUUAUGUAUUUAUAUGUGCUGGUGCAAUAAAAUUUGAUUGAAUCUUCUUUGAAAUUUAUUUCAGUAUUAAUGCCUAACUAAGUAAUUAUAUCUAGCUUGAGCAGCUGAACUACGACGCACUGGAUACACGCUAGGUAUACUGACAUCUUACGCAUAUCUUCUCUUUUAUUUCAGUUAUCACUUUUGGUGUAGAACUCUUUGCCUUCCAUUUUAUACAUGAUGUUACUUUGCUAUAUCAGUUAUGUUGUCCUGACCGGAUAGUUAUCUUUUCUGUAAGCGACACAGGUGGUUGCUGAUUGGUUGACAUUUCAAGUUGGACCUUACUUAAUUUGUACAAGUGUAGUGACACCAUUUUCCAUGUUGGUUUGUUUUGGAAGCAUUUUCAUGUAUAAAAUGGAAUUGCUGGUCUGCCACUUUAUUACGUCUAGCUUUCAGUCUGAUUGAUCUUUAACAAAACACCAAACAAAAAGGAAAAGUAUGAUUACCGCAUAUCCCUGCUACUGCUCGUAUUGUAGUAUUUAGUAUAUAUCAUUACUUGAUAUUGCAACUAAUUUAAUUCUUGUUAGGAUGCUUGUCCUAUGAAUGUGAUGCCCUCCACAAGAAAAAGCCAGCUGCAUUAGGCAGACAUAAAUCUUCUUUGUUUCGGAACAUGGUGGCCUUUUGGUAGAGGCACGUGAAGAUUCCAUUUACGCAUGAUGUGUACAAUCUACUCCCUCCGUUCCUAAAUAUAAGUUUUUUAAGAAAUUUCAAUAUAAACUACAUACGAAUGUAUAUAGACAUAGUUUAGAGCGUAGGUUCACACAUUUUGCUCCAUAUGUAGUCCAUAUUGGAAUCUCUAAAAAGGACUAAUAUUGAUUAGUUGUACUGAUUAGUUGUAUUUACUAUCUAAAUUGUUCUGUAUGUUGUUAUACCAAGCCAAUUUGUAUAUGUGACCUUGCCUUUACGGAGUAUAUAUAUGAGAUUUUCUUGGAUUACCGACUAAUGUAUGUUUAUGUGUAAAUUCAGUAUAUGUCGUGUGGUUAUUUAUUUAUCAAAAUACCUAUCAUUUCAUUGCAGAAAUAGAUAGGCACAACAACUAAUGUAUGGUUAUGUUGUAAAUUCAAUAUAUUUCAUGUGGUCAUUUAUUUAUCAAAUACCUAUCAUUUCAUUGUAGAAAUAGAUGCGCGCAGCAACGCGUGCCAUCAAUGAUCUAGUAUAUCUUGCAGUCCGGCUCGCAGCCCUUCUUGACAGAGUUCGUCUUCGGGGGAUCUUCUUCUGGAGAUGAUGGAGAGCGAGAUGCCUCCGCCUGCCUCCCCGCCUCAUGUGGCGGACGACCCUGAGGUGUCGUCACGGAGGGUUUCUUCUGAUCCGCAAAGGCCAGAAGUUAACUCUUCGGCCACCCGAAGUCCGGAGUAUUCGGCUCCUAGGGAGAGCAACAAAAAGAGUCUCGGACUGUCCGGUGUACAACCGGACACACUGAUGGGCCUUCUGGAGCAAGCGGCUAUCUCAGAGGCGCAUCGUACCUUAAUGGGUACGGUGGUUGAGAGGAUUUCAUCCGCCAAGAACGGGUUGAAUGAAGCUUUUACGAGCCUGCUAAGAGGCUUUGAGGCGGCUGAGGGUCCGGCGGUUGGCCGGACUGCUGGUUUUGCCGAGCUGAAGCGGCAGCUUGACAUGGCGGAUGCCAACAUCGUUCUUGUGAACAAGCAUCUUGACGAGGCACAUGGUAUGUAUUUUUGGAUGCUGUGA
This is a messenger RNA of Triticum aestivum (bread wheat), 1929 nucleotides long. RefSeq lists its product as uncharacterized. The transcript has 3 exons. The coding region runs from base 1465 to 1929 and encodes 154 amino acids. The record is from RefSeq and is a predicted model, not a curated record. NCBI's taxonomy places the organism in Eukaryota, Viridiplantae, Streptophyta, Magnoliopsida, Poales, Poaceae.